This is a messenger RNA of Sphaeramia orbicularis (orbiculate cardinalfish), 1653 nucleotides long. It is a transcript of the gene ccdc78, whose product is annotated as coiled-coil domain containing 78. The coding region runs from base 1 to 1653 and encodes 550 amino acids. Lineage: Eukaryota; Metazoa; Chordata; Actinopteri; Kurtiformes; Apogonidae. The record is from RefSeq and is a predicted model, not a curated record. The transcript is spliced from 14 exons. Gene Ontology annotation, cellular component: cytoplasm.
AUGGACUCACAGGACCAACAUCCUUCAGAUAAUCCCCAGAGUCGAAUUCAAGCUCUGACAGAGGAAAAUCUUCAGCUACGAGACAAAAACGAACGUCUUUUCACCAAAGUGGGCUACCUGGAGAGCAGACUGAGCCACCUGGCCAGCUCCAACACAGACCUGUCCUGCAGGCUGGUUCAGAGUGAAGAGGAGAAGCUGAAGAUCUCUAAGGAGUUUGUGGAGGAGAAAAUUCAGACUAAUAAGAUUAGAGAGCAGUUUGAAGAAGAGCUGUUCGAGCUGAAAAACAAGAUCCUGAACCAGGACAGUAUAAUAUCAGAUCUGGAGCUGCAGAGACAGAGGUUACAGGGUGAACUCCAGGCAGCUGAGGCCCGUCUCAAAGUGGGCGAGAAUCUGACCCAGGAGUACACCGCCCUGAAGGAGAACUACCGGACCCUGACUCAGGCCCAUGACAGGGAACUGGUCCAGAGUGAGGAGCUGGGCGCUGAGCUGCUGGCCCUGGCCCGGGCCCAGGACGCCCUCCACAGGCAGCUGGAGGAGCAGCAGCACAGUGUGAAGACCACCACCCAGGACCUUCAUGGGGAACUUGACAGGGUGCGGGCCUUGAUCAGCCGCAUGUCACUUAACAGAGUCAAGCCUGAAGAUCUGGCAGCUCUGGACAAGGAGCAAAAAACUAUGGAAGAAAACCUGCUUGGAAACCAAGAUGAAAUCAAGAACAUGUUGGAGAAAAUGAAAGGCACCUACGAGGAACAGCAGAAGAAACUGGAGGAGAAAGUGGUGGCUAUGGGUAAAGAACACCAGCAGAACAAGAAAGAGAUCCAUGAUACCCAGCAGAAACUGUCCGAGCAGAGUGCGGCCCUGAUGCUUUCCCAGAACCAAGUGAAGCAGCUGGAGGAAGAUAACUCUAAACUGCAACUCAAACUUAAAGAACUGAAUGAGGAAUACCGCGCACGGCUGCUGUGUUAUUUACAGGACUUAACUGAGUACAUAGAUGGACUUGGAGAAACAAAAACGCCCUCAGGGGGGAAUAAAAUGAAGAAGUUUGUGGACAACAUGCUGCAGGAUGUGCGUUCAUCAUACAGGACUCGGGAGGAACAGCUCGCCUCCGCUGCUCGCUCCUAUAAGAAGAGACUACAAAGGGUCACCAACACACAUCACACUCUCCUCAUAGCCUACAGGGCUCAGAGGGAGCAGAUCGUGGCCAAACCAGAGUGUGGUCUGAACCCUGGACCCCCUGAAGGCACCUUCAGCCUGGAUCCCAGUGAGCUGAGAGAUGAAACUGAGAAGGAGCUCCAGAACCUUCGCCAGGACAAGGCCAGGCUGGAGGCUCAGCUCCAAGAAGCCCAGGAUCAGGUGGCUGUCCUCAAAAUGCCUGUGUAUACUUUGUGUCUGGAGCCAGAGCAGAUAUGUGAAGAAUCCAUGGCGGACAUAAGCAAACAGCUGAAGGACAUCACAGAGUCGUCACUGAUGGGUUUUGAAAAGGAGCGUGCACUUCUCAUCACCAGGGCAACGGUUGCUGAGGCGCAGGUGUCCGAGUUGCAGGACUAUAUUGACAACCACCUGGCAAGGUAUAAACAGGAGAUCAACAAUCUCCACAGACGACAUGGGAUAGAGGAAGCACAACGGUCCCAAAGUGCUCAUUCAUCACUCCUUUGA